CCUGAAUGGAACAGAUUCCUGCUGGGACUGUAUCUGCUGGAAAAAGUCAGCUUUCUCAAUCCAAACAUCUUUGGUCAGCCUGUUGGUCUAAGGAUUGAAAACCAGGGGUUUGGAAGAGAGCUCAGCUAAUUGUGACUCUAGAAAAUUUCAAAUGACAAAUGUGGCUCAUCUUAUGUUUCUGUUGGACGGUGUUGUGUUAGACAAUCAACAAGCCAAUUCUGGGCUAGACACUGCAACAAGCCGGAGGCAAUUUUUAAAAAGGAAAGAUUAAUCCAGACAGCUCACUCUUUACAACCUGGUUGAUGAGACAAGACAUCGGAGAGCCAUUGAUUGACACAACCAGAAGAUUUCUCCAUACUCAAGACCUGAAGCUACAAAAUAAAGGUACAUGCAUGUGUUGCCGGCCAGAUCUUCACUCUGCUUCUGACCAGGCUUCCAGAAAGUAUACUUCAAUGUAUGCUUUUGGACAAUGGUACAGCAUGGUGUUUCACUUUCUCCUCAACCAGACACACGGAGAGAGGCAGAGACAUCGGCAGAGGGAGAAGCAGGCUUCCUGCAGGGAGCCCCAUGCAGGACUCCAAACCAGGACCCUGGGAUUGGGAUCGCUACCAGAGCCAAAGGCAGAUGCUCAACCACUGACCCACCACGUGCUCCGAAAUGACAUUUUAAUUUUAAACUCUAAAGCAUGUCACAGCCUCUGCAGAUGCAUAAGGUUUGGUUGGUUGUGCCCUGCAAAGCUGCAAGAGGUGCCAUUCAUGUGAACAAGGUCGAAAAUGUCCGUUUGGUAGAUCGGCUAUCUUCUAAAAAGGCAGCCCUAGGUACUUUGUAUUUGACGGCUACUCAUGUCAUAUUCGUGGAAAAUGCACCUGACACAAGAAAAGAAACAUGGAUUCUUCACAGUCAGAUUUCCACCAUCGAAAAGCAGGCAACAACCGCUACUGGAUGCCCUCUGCUUAUUCGCUGCAAGAACUUCCAGCUGUUGCAGCUCAUCAUACCACAGGAACGAGACUGCCACGAUGUGUACAUCUCUCUGAUACGCCUUGCAAGGCCAGUGAAAUAUGAGGAGUUAUACUGCUUUUCAUUCAACCCCAAGCUGGAUAAAGAAGAAAGAGAACAGGGCUGGAUGCUGAUCGAUCUCAGUGAAGAGUACAAGCGAAUGGGCCUCCCUAAUAAUUAUUGGCAGCUCAGCGAUGUGAAUAGAGACUACAGAGUUUGUGAUUCUUACCCUACUGAACUGUAUGUUCCCAAAUCGGCCACGGCACACAUCAUAGUGGGGAGUUCCAAAUUCCGGAGCAGACGGCGAUUUCCUGCCCUUUCUUACUACUAUAAAGAUAACCACGCCUCCAUCUGCCGGAGCAGCCAGCCCCUGUCCGGCUUCAGUGCCCGGUGCCUCGAGGAUGAGCAGAUGCUCCAGGCCAUCAGGAAGGCCAAUCCGGGAAGCGACUUCAUUUACGUCGUGGACACUCGGCCUAAACUCAACGCCAUGGCAAAUCGUGCUGCAGGGAAAGGCUAUGAGAAUGAAGACAACUACUCCAAUAUCAAGUUUCAGUUUAUCGGCAUAGAGAACAUCCAUGUCAUGAGGAGCAGUCUGCAAAAAAUGCUGGAAGUGUGUGAGCUUCAGUCUCCCUCCAUGAGUGACUUUCUGUGGGGGCUGGAGAAUUCUGGCUGGUUAAGGCACAUUAAGGCCAUCAUGGAUGCAGGAAUCUUCAUUGCAAAGGCAGUUUCAGAGGAAGGGGCAAGCGUGCUUGUUCACUGUUCAGAUGGCUGGGACAGGACUGCCCAAGUGUGCUCAGUGGCCAGCCUCCUGCUGGACCCGCAUUACCGGACCCUGAAGGGCUUUAUGGUAUUAAUUGAAAAGGACUGGAUUUCCUUUGGUCAUAAAUUUAAUCACAGAUAUGGCAAUCUAGAUGGUGAUCCAAAAGAAAUCUCUCCAGUUAUUGAUCAGUUCAUUGAGUGUGUCUGGCAGUUAAUGGAACAGUUUCCCUGUGCCUUUGAGUUCAAUGAGAGAUUUUUGAUUCACAUUCAACACCAUGUUUAUUCCUGCCAGUUCGGAAACUUCUUAUGUAAUAGCCAAAAGGAGCGACAAGAACUCAAAAUUCAAGAAAGAACAUAUUCUUUAUGGGCUCACCUGUGGAAGAACCGGGCUGACUACAUGAAUCCUCUAUUUAGAGCUGAUCACAGUCAGACCAGGGGGACACUUCGUCUCCCCACAACGCCAUGCAACUUCAUGUACAAGUUUUGGAGUGGGAUGUACAACCGCUUUGAAAAGGGACUGCAGCCCCGACAGUCUGUUACAGAUUACCUUAUGGCAGUGAAAGAGGAGACCCAGCAGCUGGAGGAAGAACUAGAGGCCCUAGAAGAAAGACUGGAAAAAAUUCAAAAAGUCCAGUUAAAUCACACUAAAGUGAAGAGUAAGCCGAGUGAACCCAGCAAACACUCAGGGUUUUCUACCUCAGACAACAGCACAGCCAACACUCCCCAGGAUUACAGUGGAAAUAUGAAGUCAUUUCCAUCCAGGAGUCCUUCACAAGGUGAUGAAGAUUCUGCUCUCAUCCUAACCCAAGACAAUUUGAAAAGCUCAGAUCCAGAUCUCUCAGCCAACAGUGAUCAGGAGUCUGGGGUCGAGGAUUUAAGCUGCCGGUCUCCAAGUGGUGGGGAGUGUGCACCAAGUGAAGACAGUGGCAAGGACCGCGAUUCUGACGAAGCUGUGUUUCUCACUGCCUGAAGUUUCCCUUGUGGAGAUCCAACAUAAAGGACACACAAGAAACACUUUCCAAAAAUAAGGGAGCAGUGCAAUUUAAAAUAAAAAAUAAUUCGAGCAAUGGUACAUGUCCUUGAGAAUUGUAAAAUGUAGCAAUGAAAAGAGAAAAAAAAGCCCAACUCCUAGUUUCCGUAGAUGCUGAAACAGGAAGUAGCCAUUUCUUUUAUCAAACAAAUAUAAAAGAAAAAUUAUUCCCCAUUUUAAAAGUUGUUCUAGACUCUGAAAGUUUUGUUCACUAUGUAGUGUUGACCUCUUCCAUCACCUGAGUUACCGGUACAAAUCUUCCUUGUCAUAGCAUGCAUCUGCUCAAAAAGUGCCCUGACUCCUCCUCCUCCCCUCACACUUGUUAUCCUCAGCCUUUCCUCCUAUUUUACUUCCAGACAGAGAUUUUGUUUUCUAAAAUAUUUGACAUUGCCUUCCCUCGUGACUCUGUUACCAGUAUUUCCAGUAACAGAGUACACUGUGGAAACCUACCCCUUUUGGUUGGCAGAUGUGUCUAAUUGAGGAGCUUUGUGAUUGCUUGAGCUUAUCUUUCAGGUUUAGUGAUCACUUUAACUUUUCCUUAGAUAUAUUUUGAAUCGUUAUUAUCUUGUUUCCUUUUUCUGGAAUCUCAUUUAAAAAAUGCUGAAACUUCUAGAAUUUCCUUUUCUCUAACAUGGGUCUAAUACCUAAUAAAAUAGAAGCAACUCUUUGGUUCUUAACAUCAGAAUUCAGAUAUUAGAUAUAAUAUUUUAAAUUAUAAAUGUUAUAAAGUAUAACAGUUUAAAAUAACUGCCUUUUAUUACUAUUCUAGAGACUUCAUUACCAUGACAGUGUGGGCCAACCACUAGCCUGAUUCUUUUAGUAUAACAAAGUUAGUAAUGUAACAUUUUGAUGAGGAAAAAUACC
Messenger RNA from Nyctereutes procyonoides (raccoon dog), 3649 nucleotides. RefSeq names its product myotubularin related protein 7 (gene MTMR7). Gene Ontology annotation, molecular function: phosphatidylinositol phosphate phosphatase activity. The transcript is spliced from 19 exons. Gene Ontology annotation, biological process: phosphatidylinositol dephosphorylation. The coding region runs from base 686 to 2725 and encodes 679 amino acids. The record is from RefSeq and is a predicted model, not a curated record. Lineage: Eukaryota; Metazoa; Chordata; Mammalia; Carnivora; Canidae.